Molecule: messenger RNA, 307 nt
Organism: Fusarium verticillioides 7600
Lineage: Eukaryota; Fungi; Ascomycota; Sordariomycetes; Hypocreales; Nectriaceae
Exons: 3
Coding region: 104-280 (58 amino acids)
Source: RefSeq, a predicted model, not a curated record
CAACUCACCAAAACUCAUAAGGCUAAAGCACAUCUUGUGUCUACGCACACCAACACUAUAACUCAUACUUUGCUACUUAAAAAAUACAACAAUACCAUCAAUCAUGGCUGCCAUUAACUUCGCUUCUACCGCCUGCUCUGCCGGCAACCGCGGACAGCUCGUCGACGGCGUAUCUCAAUGGUGCUGCUGCAAUUGCAGCUACGGCCCGCAGACCAUCGCGAACAACCCUCAGUGUCCCGAUUGCGGAAGCUAUCGUUGCGAGCGCUGCACCUACUGUUAAACGGCUGUCUCACUUUGAUCUCGCAAC